This is a messenger RNA of Cladocopium goreaui, 3450 nucleotides long. The record is from the annotation of a GenBank genome assembly. Lineage: Eukaryota; Dinophyceae; Suessiales; Symbiodiniaceae.
GAAGCAAGGUAGCAAGCUACCUUGGCCCGUGAGGGCUGCAGAGGCAUGGAGCCCACUGAAGAUAUGGAAGAACAAGAGGACGCUUGUGGCGAUGAGGUCGCGAGCGCGUUCAGUAUUGGUGACCUUGCUGAGGAGGACAUUCCUGAAGAGGCAGAAGCUAGCGCGGACGGGAUUGAGGUCGAAGACAUUGAGGCACUCGUGACUGAUGUACAGGAUCAUGUCUUUGGCGAAAUGCGACUGCCAGAGCAUGUAGUGACCGAGCUUCAGACUGCUUGGAAUACCUUCCUAGCACAGCAACCUUCGAGAGAUUCAGCUGGAGAUGCGAUUUACAGUGCAAUUUUUGAUGCGGCUCCUGAACUGCAAUACCUGUUCAAGACAGCGCGUUCUGUGAUGGCAAUGAAGUUUGUGAAUGCCUUGAAUAUGCUGGUCGCGGACUUGCCACGGCCUACAGUGCUUAAGGCUAAUACUGAAACCCUUAGCUUUCAGCAUUUGGACAUCGAUGUGACGACACCUCGGGCUGGUGUAUUUCGAGAUGCCAUUUGCGAGCUUUUGCAACAAGAAUUGGGUGCCAAUUUGACAACGCUGGCUUUGUCUGGAUUGCAGGCGCUCUUGAACUACACUGCCGGGGCCAUGAUCUACGUCCGGAGGGAGUAUUCAGACAGGAUCAACAUCCUUCGCGCCAGUUGGAUCGCAGCUUCUCACGCUAGACUUGCAGAGCAAGAGGAGCAAGCUGCCAAUGGUCAGCCUCUUGCGUCCAUGGACCGCCUCCCGGCUGCUGCUCUCGAAGGAGAAGCAGAGCCCGCCAGCAAUAGUAAACGCGCAAAAAAGAUCCAAGCGACAAAGGUUCCUGAAAAUUUCAACGAGAUGUUUUGUUUCAACGCCGCGGUCAUGGGCUUCAACAUGGGCAUCAACUGGAUGGAAGCAGUCCUUGACCAGUUCGAAAACAUGGUCCUGAAUGCAUCCAAUACCAACCGGCUCCAAGAGGAGUGCGACGUUUUGUCUCUUCGGUUGAUCAAGAUCAAGGACCCCGUUGUCUUCGCAGAAUUCAAGGCAGUGAUGCUUGCGUCGCUGCGCUCCUUGAUCCCCAAGGUUUGGGGUGUCGAGCACGAGGUCGCUUGGACCUGGUUUUGGGACAACUUGGAGCGCAUGUUGAAGAUCCAGCUUGGUCAGCUCAAAGGACAGCAGCGCGCUGUGGACAGGUUCAUCAGGAACUUAUCGGAGGAGAGCAUCCCCAGACUGUGCCGGGAUGUAUACAGGCGCUUCUUUGAACAAGCUCCAACCGGGCAGAACUAUUUUAAGCAGUCGACCACACGACUGUACUUCAUCGCAAGCAAGGUCAUGGAGAUGUGCAUGGAGAUCUACAAAAGACCUCGGGAGUUAAUGGAGGAAAUUUCAGCCCUGGGUCUUCGGCAUGUGGGCUAUGGCAUUCCCACUGAGCUUUUCAUGCCCUUUGUGGAGGCAUGGAGCCAGUCCAUUUAUGCCAUGAAUGUGGAUGAAAAGACAGCGGCAUCGAUACGAUGGUCCCUGACCCUGAUCUCCAAAUCUCUGAUCCGAACCAUUGUUGAGGGCUCCACUUUGGUCAUGAAGGCCAUCAACACCAACAGCGCGCUGAAGUUUCACAAGGCUAUCUCAGUGACGUCUCGGAAAAAACGCGAGCAGGAGCUUUUGAGGGUCACCGUCGGAACGCAAUCCAUCUCCCCUUUGCUUUGGGCCAUCAAGAAUGGCAGCUUUCACGUUGCUCGUGCCAUGAUUGCGGACCUUCUCACCAUCCGUGCUGACAGAGACAACUAUUACUACGGAUGCAAUGCACUUUUUGAACGUCAUCCUGACAUUGUGCAAGAGUGCUGUGGGGUGAGGGGACAGCAGCUGCUUCCUAUUCUGUUUGAUGGAAUGCUAUGGCGCUCUAGGUUGACAAUCAAGAAAAUGCGAAGAGUCAAUUUUUUCGUGAAGCACCUCAUCCAGAACGAUGAUGGCACGUUCAACACAUACCUCCCUGCUGUUGUCAAAUUGAAUGACCCACACUUGAUUGGUCACCCAGUCGUGAGCUUUGUCUUCAAUUUGUUGUGGGCUCGCCUUGCAAGAUACAGUUUCCUGCGAAGCAGGCUGCGGUACCUUGCCUUGGUGGUACUGGUGGUCAGUUCUCAGAGCGUUCUUCCUCGACUGAACCCGCGAGAAGAGACAGAAGCGCAGAGAAUUGCGCUUUUCGUUUGUCGAGCCGCUCUGUAUCUUUUUGAUUUUGUUCCACAUCUAAUUUACAAUAUUUGGCAGUUGGUGAAGGACAUCAGGGCGCGUUCCUUCGUUUUUUUGUGGGGAACUGUGCCGGUGCCCACCUACCUCUACGAUCCAUCACAUGCUGCCCAAGUGGUGGUCACCAUUUGCAUGCUGUUAAUGUUGAUCCAAGAGCCAAUCUUUGCUUGUUUGGGAAACAUGAACGGAGACUUUGCUGGGGCCGGGCUCUUUACCACGCACUGUCCUCAAGCGGAAACCCGCAUGGAUGUUUAUUCUGUUCUCUCUGAAAUUACGGUGCUGCUGCAUUGGUUUCUCAUUACUGAUCUUUGUAUUUUCUCCAUACGGCUUUGUUGCUACUUUCUGACCUGUUCCCGGGUACUGGUGGAGCUGCUUCACUACAGCAUUGCUGUUCUUUUCCUGAUCCUGGCAUUCUCCUCUGCUAUUGGGGCCUAUGGUCCCAGCCUCUAUGAUUUUGAUUGCAUUCCUGAAGGAGCCCUCUCAUUAUUCAAGAUUGUCUUGGGCAUGUAUGAGAACCAACGUUUUGAUGCUAUCCGAGAAGAACCUCAGAUCUACACUUUGCUUGCGAUCUUCACUUUGAUAAGUUUGAUUUUCCUGGGGAGCUUGCUCAUUGCACAAAUUGCAGGUGCUUUCACCAAGCUGUAUAAAGAUAUUGAGAAUUAUGCUGUGCUAUUCCGUGCUGGUAUUACAGUCCAAACUGUCCGCUCUGCACGUCCCAAGAGAUGGGCAUCUUUCCUGGCAAGCUUAAAGUUUCAGGAGCGAAUUGAAUUCAAUGAAGGUGACAUCGGCUUGACCGGUGGGAUUCAAAUUCUGGAGCCGGCCACUUUGAACCCCACAACAGACGAGAUCAUCCGCAGGUAUGGCGGCUCCACAGACGCUGAUAAUCCGUGGCCAGAAGAUGAAUUCAAAAACCAGGGAAGUUUGGAAACCAGAUUGAAGCACUUGGAGAAGCUGGUGAUUCGGGCGACAAAGGCAAUGAUAAAGGGUCGCUUGGCAUGGAGCCUGACCAAUCUUGACCGAUGACGGUUGGUGCCUCCGGCUGCCUCCAUGGUUUCAAAGUGGUUUUGGUGGGUCAAACAUGGUCAAAAGGUUUGACAUCGUCAGGCAUUUGUGUGCAUAUGCAAGCGCAAGGGGUCCAUAGCAACAGAUACUGCCUUUGUUAGUCUAAGAUACGCAUGGAACCAACAUGAACGAACCAUCUAC